AUGAGGUGGACCACGAUAACUACAGCCGCGGCUCUGCUCGGCAGCGUUGACGCCGUUAACAUCCCGAGAUCGAAGGCCGGUAAAGGUUAUCUGUCGAUGCACGUUGGUACCGUGGAGCGAAACAAGGAUAAGCAGCACGACAAGCGUCAAGACGGUGACGCUAUCGCUGUCCGACUCGAGAACAAAGAUUUCUUCUACGCGACAGACAUUGAAAUCGGUACUCCUCCUCAAAAAGUCACAGUCCUUCUCGAUACCGGCUCCAACGAACUCUGGGUAAACCCGGACUGCGAAGAAGCUCAAUCCGCUACUCAAUACAACCAAUGUCUUGACUUUGGACAAUACGACCCUCGAAAGUCAAAGACACCACCCAUCGGUCCUUUUGGUGGCGAGACGCUCAACUAUGGCGACGCGUCCGACUCAACGACGCAUACAUCUGCGACGAUUCGAUACUAUACAGAUCUCAUGACAUUUGGAGACUCAAAGUUGAGAAACCAGACUUUCGGUGUCUUGGUUGAGAGCAAUGGUAUCUCACAGGGUAUCCUCGGUCUUGCGCCUGAUUUGAGGGCUGGAUUUGACGGCGAUGAGCCUUAUAGCUUAUUGCUCACUUCCAUGGCGGACCAGGGACUUAUCAACAGUCGCGUGUUCGCGCUUGAUCUGCGACACUCGGAUGAUACAGAGGGUGCUCUGAUCUACGGUGGUAUUGAUCGCAGCAAGUAUAUUGGCAAGCUGGAGACCCGCCCUAUCAUUCGUGGUGAGGGUGGUGAGUACCGUCUCGCCGUUGAGUUGGAUAGUCUCGGCGUCACCAUUAGCGGUGAUACAGAGGACAUUCGUGUCUCCAGCUCUGACUCCAACGUUAUGCUCGACUCUGGAACGACUCUCACCCGCAUGCACAUGUCGGUCGCGCGACCAAUUCUGGAGGCUCUCGAUGCUCAGAACGAUGGUGAGGGCUUUUACAUGACCGACUGUGAAAACCGCGACCUCGAUGGCACGGUUGAUUUUGGGUUCGGUGACAAGAUAAUCAAAGUUGCCUUCAGCGACUUUAUUCUUGAACUUGGACCUGGAACGUGCUACAUUGGUCUUGUACCUACCAGCGACCAGCAGAUUCUUGGUGACUCUGUUCUGCGAGCCGGAUACUUCGUCUUUGACUGGGAUAACAAGGAGGUCCAUCUCGCUCAGGCUGCUGACUGUGGUGAUGAGGACAUUGUUGCUGUUGGAUCUGGCUCUGACGCUGUGCCCAGUGAGACUGGCAAGUGCAAGAGUUCUGAUAUCACAGCUACUGGACGUGCGGCUACUGCUACUGGCACAGGCGGCUCGUUCCCUACCUCUGCGUACACCACCACUUACACCAUCACCUCAUGUCCCGACUUCGAACGCGACUGUGCCACAGGCGUCGUGACGACACAGACCUUCAGCGGUCGACCAACCGUCACAGUCACUGCCGGAGCCGGUAGUGGCGGUGAUGACGAUGACAAUGCCGCAUGGCAGCCUACACCCCUCAGCUGGGUGUUUGCUGUCAUUGGCGGGUUUGCUCUCGGAGUCAACUUGCUAUAG
Molecule: messenger RNA, 1551 nt
Organism: Fusarium mangiferae
Lineage: Eukaryota; Fungi; Ascomycota; Sordariomycetes; Hypocreales; Nectriaceae
Exons: 3
Coding region: 1-1551 (516 amino acids)
Biological process (GO): proteolysis
Molecular function (GO): aspartic-type endopeptidase activity
Source: RefSeq, a predicted model, not a curated record